Messenger RNA from Mycena indigotica, 1755 nucleotides. RefSeq names its product SAE2 domain-containing protein. Gene Ontology annotation, molecular function: damaged DNA binding; Y-form DNA binding; single-stranded DNA binding. NCBI's taxonomy places the organism in Eukaryota, Fungi, Basidiomycota, Agaricomycetes, Agaricales, Mycenaceae. The record is from RefSeq and is a predicted model, not a curated record. The coding region runs from base 1 to 1755 and encodes 584 amino acids. Gene Ontology annotation, cellular component: site of double-strand break. The transcript is spliced from 6 exons. Gene Ontology annotation, biological process: DNA double-strand break processing involved in repair via single-strand annealing; double-strand break repair via homologous recombination.
AUGAACGACGCUGCUGAUGUCUGCAGAAUCUUAGACGCUAAGCUAGAGGCCAGCCUCAGGGACUCCCUCACGCUGGCAAACUUUCUUGGAUUUCAGACAGUGGAUGCCGCGAUUUGCUUCGUACCAAACCGUCCGACAUAUCAACAACUACUAGACCGCACAAGGGCACUGGAGGCGGAGAAUACGCGUAUGGUCGAGGAAAAAGAGGCUUUGGCUGCUCGAAUAACGGCUCAGACAGAAGCCCAUUCCACAAUUCCUCGUGCCACCCAUAGUGCUGUGGUAAAAGAACUGCAGGCGCUCACCAGGAGAUACGACGAAUUACUAGCAGUCAAACAAAAGUCCGACGAGCGAUACGCGAAUGAUCAACGCAAAUUCCACGCUUUGGCACUUUACAUGAAGAGUCCUGAAUAUCGGAACAUGGAGGACGAGUACAGGGCCAAUUAUCAUAGCCUCACGCCGCAGGAGAGGGCCCAGAGAAGAGUAGCGAAGGACGUCCUGCUCGAAACGAAAUUGGCCGAAAUUGGACUGGAAAUUCCGCCUAACUUCUCACAGACGAGCCAAGACGAUAAGCCUGACCAGAACAAAGAAAACCAACCUACUCCCACGCGAACACCCCAACGUUCUACUCUCAAGCACCGUUCUCAGUCUUUGCCGCGACCUGCCGCAGUGCUGGAAAACUCUUCUGCUGCGAACAGGUCUUACUUUGCCACAGACAACUAUGGCACAAUUUUGGUUCCCGACUCCUCUGAUGUUGAACGAAGCCCGCUCGCAAACACUUCGCCCCUAAAACACCUGGAGAUCCCAACGGCCGAUGUCUCUCAAACGGAGUCCGAUUAUUCACAAGAUCUAUUCCCCAAGAUUAAACCCAUCGUCAGGAAAGACGAUAAUUCAGUCGAGAUUAUCGAGUCGUCAAAGGCUCGACCCAAAUCCGUCAGUAAAUCCCGUCCCCACAGUCGAGUGCAGCAUAGUCCUGGUGGAAAUGCAUCGGCGGAAGAGCAACCUGGAGAGCGACCGAGGAAGAUACGCCGCGUGAGCAGCCCAGGACCUUCCGAUCGGUCGAAGCGUCAAGAUUCUACUAGCCAUCCAGGCAGUUCUGCCGCAACUCCACUGUAUGUGAGCAACGGUGAUACCCCGACCUCCCAAAGAACAGACAGUCACAUCGUGACGACCAAGAAACCCGUCAGCAAAGCUGACAAGCGUGUGCACUCACCAGGACAACCCGAAUUCCAUACCCCAGUUCCCAAGGCUCAAGCGGGCUCCAGUAAACAAUCUAUUGACUACUCAGUCUACAAGGGACGCGGGCGAUACGCCAACUCUGCCAACCAAACUAUCAACGCCAAAUUCGCGAUCGAUGCUACACGGAACCGGGGAAUGGAUUUUGAAUAUGAUGAUGUGGUACGAGGACGAGAACAAAGGCGGCAACUCCACGCAGAAGACUGCGAAUGCUGCCGUGGGUAUUAUGAGGGUGUUGGUUCAAUGCCCAAUCGACUACAACCACCGCUUUGGCGCUCACCGCCCAAGGAAGCUGCACCCACGCGUGAAGAGCAAGUGGCUGCGCACAAACAGUCCAUCUCGCGACAUCGACAUAACUGGACCCGUGGAAAUACGCCACCGGAUUAUUGGGAGAUCGGGUUCCCUAACACCCAGCAAGUCAACGCAAUCAAUGAGAAGGCACAGAAGAUGCAGCAAGAAAAGGAAAAGAUGGUUGAGCAGGAGGCCAACAAGGCCAAUGGACGGUACUAUCGAAAAGGUUGA